This is a messenger RNA of Oncorhynchus kisutch (coho salmon), 4307 nucleotides long. It is a transcript of the gene brd9, whose product is annotated as bromodomain containing 9. The transcript is spliced from 17 exons. Gene Ontology annotation, cellular component: nucleus. Bases 91 to 2157 code for a protein of 688 amino acids. Lineage: Eukaryota; Metazoa; Chordata; Actinopteri; Salmoniformes; Salmonidae. Gene Ontology annotation, biological process: regulation of transcription by RNA polymerase II. The record is from RefSeq and is a predicted model, not a curated record.
UCGGGGUAUGGAUCGCAUUUUAAUGCAAACAAUUAUUAGAUACAGAUACCUGAUUACCAGACGCUUUCGCUUAAUUUAAACACAACAAACAUGGGGAAGAAGCAUAAAAAGCACAAGCCGGAGUGGAGAACAGUUGAUGACUGUGAGGACAAGCCUUUUGAGAAGCAGCUGAAGCUGGUGCUCAAAGUGGGAGGAAGUGAGAUCACAGAACUCUCAGGCUCCGGCCAUGACUCCAGUUACUACGACGACAGGUCAGACCAUGAACGAGAGCGCCACAAGGACAAAAAGAAGAAGAAGAAGAAAAAGUCUGAGAAGGAGAAAGACAAACACGUAGAUGAUGAGGAGAGGAGAAGACGGAAGGAAGAGAAGAGGAAGAAGAGAGAGCGGGAGCAGAAUGAAUCAGAGGCUGCUACUGCCUCUGCCAGUGGUGUGGGCCUGCCCACUGUUGUGCCCAGUCACACUGGUGUGGCAGUCGAGCCUUUCAUGCUGCCAAAGAUACCAAACAUUGGUAUUAGUUUUGAGCAGCAGGAGGAGAAGAAGAGGAAGAGGGAGAGGUCUGAGAUGGAGCCGGAGGUGAUGGACCAGUUUCACCCCAACAUCAAGGUAGAGGUGGAGCAACAAGGAGACCGGCCUGUUAGGGCUUGCAGGACAGCCCCGGAGAGUGAGUGCACCCCUCGACAGCAGCUCCUGGAACACUUCCUGCGCCAGCUUCAGAGGAAGGAUGCCCAUGGCUUCUUCACUUUCCCAGUGACAGACGCCAUCGCUCCAGGUUACUCUGUGAUAAUCAAACACCCCAUGGAUUUCAGCACCAUGAACGACAAGAUCACAGACAACGAGUACAAAACCGUCACGGAGUUCAAGGCGGACUUCAAGCUGAUGUGUGAUAAUGCCAUGGUGUAUAACCGCCCAGAGACCGUUUACUACAAGGCUGCCAAGAAACUGCUGCACACUGGCUUCAAGAUGAUGAGCAAAGAGCGGCUGUUAGCACUGAAGCGCAGCAUGUCUUUCAUGCAGGACAUGGAUUUCUCUCAGCAGGCGGCCAUUUUAGGGGACGAGGACUUGGCGUCUGAGGAGCCCCCUCCGGAGGUCAUCUCCAUGCCCGUGGAGUCGGCGUCGGCCAAGAAAUCCAAGAAACCCAAAGACAUCAAAGAUAUGAAGGAAGUCAUCAGUUACCUGUAUGAGCCAGAGGGGAACGCCUGCAGCCUGACUGACAGCACAGCGGAGGAACACGUUCUGGCCCUGGUGGAGCACGCUGCAGAUGAAGCACACGACCGCAUCAACCGAUACAUGCCCAACUCCAAGAUGGGUUUCCUGAGGAAAGAGCCUGAUGGUAAUCUGUUGUACACUGUAGUGAAUCAGCUGAAUCCAGAAGCAAAAGAGGAGGAGACCCACCCUGUGGACCUGAGCUCUCUGUCCAAUAAGCUCCUUCCUGGAUUAACAACACUGGGUUUCAAAGAUGACAGGAGACACAAGGUGACGUUCCUGAGCAGUACCUACAACACCCAGACCCUGCAGAACAACUCCAUCUACCCAGACCUGCUGCCUGAUGAGAUGGACCUGCUCUACUCAGCCUACGGGGAUGAGACUGGGGUGCAGUGUGCUCUCAGUAUUCAGGAGUUUGUUAAAGGUUGUGGGAACGUUACUAAGCGUUUGGUUGACGGGCUGCUGGAUAAGAUGACUGCAGGGGACCACUCUAAGGCUGUCUACCAGAUCAGACAGAAAAGAAACAUGGCGUUACCAGACGAAACCAAGAGCAACAUUUACGAUAUGCAGAUGGCUGAUGGGACAGGUCUGGGAGAGGGCAGCUCAGUGCUGGACUUCAUGUCCAUGAAGAGCUACUCUGACAUGUCUCUGGAGAUGUCCAUGCUCAACUCUUUAGGGAAGUCAGUGAAGAAGGAGCCGGGGCAUGAAGACGGGGUCAGUCAGCAGCACUUUGAGGAGGCAGCCAAGCUGCUGCAGGAGUUCCAGGAGGGCCAGGUGGAGAGGGGAGGCUCCAGACCCUCCUCUAACCUCUCCUCCCUGUCAGGGACCUCCGACAGGGACCAGCACCACCUGGGGAGUCCCUCACACCUGGGUGUUGGUGACCAGUCUGAGAUGGUUCAUGACCCCUAUGAGUUCCUCCAGUCUCCAGAGCCAGGCUCCACAUCCAACAGCUGACCUAUGAGUUCCUCCAGUCUCCAGAGCCAGGCUCCACAUCCAACAGCUGACCUAUGAGUUCCUCCAGUCUCCAGAGCCAGGCUCCACAUCCAACAGCUGACCUAUGAGUUCCUCCAGUCCCCAGAGCCAGGCUCCACAUCCAACAGCUGACCUAUGAGUUCCUCCAGUCUCCAGAGCCAGGCUCCACAUCCAACAGCUGACCUAUGAGUUCCUCCAGUCUCCAGAGCCAGGCUCCACAUCCAACAGCUGACCUAUGAGUUCCUCCAGUCUCCAGAGCCAGGCUCCACAUCCAACAGCUGACCUAUGAGUUCCUCCAGUCUCCAGAGCCAGGCUCCACAUCCAACAGCUGACCUAUGAGUUCCUCCAGUCCCCAGAGCCAGGCUCCACAUCCAACAGCUGACCUAUGAGUUCCUCCAGUCCCCAGAGCCAGGCUCCACAUCCAACAGCUGACCUAUGAGUUCCUCCAGUCCCCAGAGCCAGGCUCCACAUCCAACAGCUGACCUAUGAGUUCCUCCAGUCUCCAGAGCCAGGCUCCACAUCCAACAGCUGACCUAUGAGUUCCUCCAGUCUCCAGAGCCAGGCUCCACAUCCAACAGCUGACCUAUGAGUUCCUCCAGUCUCCAGAGCCAGGCUCCACAUCCAACAGCUGACCUAUGAGUUCCUCCAGUCUCCAGAGCCAGGCUCCACAUCCAACAGCUGACCUAUGAGUUCCUCCAGUCUCCAGAGCCAGGCUCCACAUCCAACAGCUGACCUAUGAGUUCCUCCAGUCUCCAGAGCCAGGCUCCACAUCCAACAGCUGACCUAUGAGUUCCUCCAGUCUCCAGAGCCAGGCUCCACAUCCAACAGCUGACCUAUGAGUUCCUCCAGUCUCCAGAGCCAGGCUCCACAUCCAACAGCUGACCUAUGAGUUCCUCCAGUCCCCAGAGCCAGGCUCCACAUCCAACAGCUGACCUAUGAGUUCCUCCAGUCCCCAGAGCCAGGCUCCACAUGCAACAGCUGACCUAUGAGUUCCUCCAGUCUCCAGAGCCAGGCUCCACAUCCAACAGCUGACCUAUGAGUUCCUCCACUCCCCAGAGCCAGGCUCCACAUCCAACAGCUGACCUAUGAGUUCCUCCAGUCCCCAGAGCCAGGCUCCACAUGCAACAGCUGACCUAUGAGUUCCUCCAGUCUCCAGAGCCAGGCUCCACAUCCAACAGCUGACCUAUGAGUUCCUCCAGUCCCAGGCUCCACAUCCAACAGCUGACCUAUGAGUUCCUCCAGUCUCCAGAGCCAGGCUCCACAUCCAACAGUUGACCUAUGAGUUCCUCCAGUCUCCAGAGCCAGGCUCCACAUCCAACAGCUGACCUAUGAGUUCCUCCAGUCUCCAGAGCCAGGCUCCACAUCCAACAGCUGACCUAUGAGUUCCUCCAGUCUCCAGAGCCAGGCUCCACAUCCAACAGCUGACCUAUGAGUUCCUCCAGUCUCCAGAGCCAGGCUCCACAUCCAACAGCUGACCUAUGAGUUCCUCCAGUCCCCAGAGCCAGGCUCCACAUCCAACAGCUGACCUAUGAGUUCCUCCAGUCUCCAGAGCCAGGCUCCACAUCCAACAGCUGACCCACACACUGACAAGUUGCCUCUAACUGGGGUAGCUCUGGUCACAAUACCAGUAUCACUAUAUUAUGAUACUCAACUUUCCAAGGCAAAAAAGGAAACAAAACUAUUUUAACUCUUUAAAAACAUGCUUUACCUAAAAUAUUGUUUUCUGUAGCUUGAAAAACAAACAAAUAUGUCUCUGGUGUAUCUAACAUUAAGACUUCUGAGUAUUGCGAUACUGUUAUUGAGAAACUACUAGGGAGAUGGUAGAAGAUGCCUCUAACUACUGGUCUGGGGUCAGACAUUGUUUGAUGGGUAAUCUGAUCCUAGAUCUGUGGCUUAGAGGAAACUUCUACUCAGAGCUGAUCUGACGUCCUGUAUCUAACCACACUGGUUGUUUUGUUGUCUGACUCUGUGCUCUCAACACACCGGGGACAAUGAGAGAGAACCUCAGACAUGUUGUUGAAGGUCAUCAUGAUUGUACAGAUUAUUUGUAUGUGUGCUAUACUUAAGAGAAUAAAGUUGCCACAGGUUGUGUUUUUACACAGUACUGUGUCAUCAGGUUGUGUUUUUACACA